Molecule: messenger RNA, 741 nt
Organism: Dendrobium catenatum
Lineage: Eukaryota; Viridiplantae; Streptophyta; Magnoliopsida; Asparagales; Orchidaceae
Product: starch synthase 1, chloroplastic/amyloplastic-like
Exons: 5
Coding region: 35-520 (161 amino acids)
Cellular component (GO): chloroplast
Molecular function (GO): glycosyltransferase activity
Source: RefSeq, a predicted model, not a curated record
AUUGUCUCAGUUAUUGUUCUUUUUGAAAUAGGUUAUGCUUGGCUCUGGAGACCGUCAAACUGAAAACUGGAUGAGAUCAACAGAGUUCAACUACAAAGAAAAGUUUCGAGGAUGGGUUGGAUUUAAUAUUCCAGUUUCUCACAGGAUAACUGCUGGGUGUGAUAUGUUACUGAUGCCAUCAAGAUUUGAACCUUGCGGACUAAAUCAGUUGUAUGCCAUGAGAUAUGCAACUGUGCCAGUUGUACACAAGACGGGCGGCCUUAGGGACACAGUAGAGAAUUUUGAUCCAUUUGCUGAAAAUGGAAAUGGUCGAGGCACAGGGUGGGCAUUUUCACCUCUUACAAAGGAAAGCAUGCUAACUGCGCUUAGGCUUGCGAUUUCUACAUUUAGGGAGCACAAAGCUUCAUGGGAAGGACUGAUGAAACGUGGGAUGUCCAGAAAUUCUACGUGGGAAAAUGCUGCGUUAAAGUACGAGCAGGUCUUCGAGUGGGCUUUAAUGGAUCCUCCAUAUGUUAAAUAAAUUUAUACUGUAACUUUAUUUUCUUGACAAAUUUUGUUUCAUUAAUAUAUAUAUAUAUAUAUAUAUAUAUAUUCAGUUUGUAUUAUCUGAAAUAAGGAAAGGUUGUAGAAUUUCAAGGAUGUUACACCCUGAAACUAAUUUUGAUUUUUUCAGCAACUGAGGAAAUAACCCUUCUUUAGACAUUUAUUUUCAUAAUUUGUUAUAAAGUUUUCUUUUCGCAA